AGUGACGGAUGACUUGCAUGGCACGAGAGUACCGAGUACCAGUGGACGACUCCCAGAGUUUAAGCGCCCAGUGGUUGUAGGUUGUUGUCUCGACUCUUCCCAUUCUCAUCAGCAUGAGCUCCGUGGCUCUGCGCCUCCAAGGAACCUCCUCAUACGCUGGGUCUCGAGGCAUUUCGCAUUCAUGGCGAGCAUUGCGAUCGGUUAGCAGCUUCCCGUUACUGCCGGGGUCUCCUCACGCGUCGACGUACUACGCUCGGCCAUUGGACGGGUCUUGCACGAGCAGGUAUAGUACAAUUUCCAUCGUGGGCUCACGGCCGAUUUCCAUGGGGAAUCCAGUGCAUGUAUCUCCACGCGCUGAAAAUGUCAAUUCGAAGCGUAUGAACCUGCUGUCGCACUUCAAAGCAUUUGCCAGGAAUUUUUCGAGCGGAACAGAGCCGCGCAUGGAGCCCAAGAUGAACUCGGUUCAAGUUGGAUCUCAAGUUCACCGCGCGUUUAUCGCGUUAGGGAGUAAUGUGGGAGAUCGGGUGGAAAUGAUUGAGAAGGCUUGUCUUGAGAUGGACAAGGCCAAUAUCAAAGUUAAGAGGACCAGCUCGCUUUUCGAGACGAAACCGAUGUAUGUGUUGGAACAAGAUACUUUCAUCAAUGGUGUCUGCGAAGUUGAAACUACUCUUGAGCCGAUGGAGCUUUUGAAUACUCUUCAGUCUAUCGAGAAUGCCCUGGGCCGAAAGAAGUUGAUUGACAAGGGCCCGCGCUCAAUCGAUCUGGACAUUCUACUAUACGACCAAGAAAUAUUCUCGCAUGAACGUCUCGAUGUUCCCCACAAGCUCAUGUUGGAGCGAGACUUUGUUCUCAGGCCACUCUGCCAAUUAAUCCCUCAUGAACGCCCUCCUCAGCAAGGCAAAAACGCACAAACAUACAGCGACCAUCUCAAAGCUCUACCACCACCAGAGCCCACGCCUCAGUCAACAACACCAAUCUCCACAGCCUUCCCAUCACUACACGCCACGGAUCCCACCCGGCACACCCACGUCAUGGCUAUCCUCAAUUUAACCCCAGACUCCUUCUCUGACGGAGGCACCCACUCCCCCACCGACUUUACCCAACUCACCGAAACAGUGCGCAAAUUCAUCGCCUCGGGGGCAACAAUAAUCGACAUCGGCGGCGAAAGCACCCGCCCAGGCUCUGUCCCCGUCGGCACAGACGGAGAAAUCGCCCGCGUCGUCCCAGCAAUCACCCACAUCCGCACGUCCAUCCCGGAAGCAGCCAACAUCGCCAUCAGCAUCGACACCUACCGCGCGCGCGUCGCGGAAGCAGCUUGCGCCGCCGGCGCAGAUAUCAUCAACGACGUCUCCGCCGGCCUGCUCGACCCGGAAAUGCUUCCUACGGCCGCACGCAUCGGUAAAUCCAUUAUCCUGAUGCACAUGCGCGGCACGCCGCAGACCAUGACGAAAUUGACCGAGUACCCGGACGGUGUCAUCACCGAAGUAGCCGCCGAACUACGCGGACGCAUUGCCGCCGCCGAGGACGCGGGGAUUCGGCGUUGGCGGAUCAUUCUCGAUCCCGGCUUGGGCUUUGCGAAGAAUCAGCCGCAUGAUUUGGAGAUAUUACGGGACUUGGAUCAAUUGAGGCGCGUUGAGGGGCUGGAGUGUUUCCCUUGGUUGAUGGGGCCGAGUCGGAAGAGAUUCAUUGGUCAUAUUACUGGCGUGAAGACGCCCAAGGAACGGGUUUGGGGUACGGCUGCGACGGUGUCUGCUAGUGUUGCUGGUGGUGCGGACAUUGUGCGUGUGCAUGAUGUACAUGAGAUGUGGCAGGUGGUCAAGGUCGCUGAUGCGAUCUAUCGUGUCUAACUGAACACGGGGCAUCCUUGUCAUGGUUUUUUUUCAGGUCGUUUGUUUUCAACAUUGCAUUAUCAGGCGAGGUGUUUUCUUCAUUCAUCAUGGAGUUUUCGGUGGAGGUCUUCAAAAUCCGGAAGUGUUGGUAUGCACAUGGAGUUGUGGGUAAGUAGUACGAGAUUAUAAAUACGAGAUUAUAAUAUCGGAGAAAUGUGAGAUGGCCGAGGUAUAUAGUCGGUUAAGAUGUUGGCCUAUCAGAAUAUACGAGUCGUCGUAUCUUGGCAUUGAUCUUCAUGUAUUUGCCACGCACUUUUGUCUAUAGCCGUAUAACAUCAAAAGGAAAAGGCUUCGAAAUAAAAAGCCAUGUAUUUUCUCAAUUAACUCAAAGUCCUACCAGAACACGCGCGGUAAAUGGGAACGCAGAAGGGGGAGAACAUAAAACGCAAACAGGGAAGAAUCUCAUUGCUGCAAAAAUGCGCAAUUGGGUCGAAGCGAGCACAAGGAGAGAUAAUUGUCAGGUCAAUCAUUGAUCACGCAGGGCCGUAAUUUCGAUUUGACCCAAGGGUCUUUUCACAUGAUGGGAAAGAAGGAAGAAACAAUGGAGAGUGAUGACAAGAGUGAGACAGACAGAGGGAUAUACGUCAGGCAUCACGGAGAAUAGGGGUCUUUGUAGAGGGGGAUCAAUGAGCUUGCUAAGUAUGCGAUGAGACGGAACAUAGGGUAAUCUGGGGGACGGUCUCGUCUCACAUUUAGCUGUUCAAGUAGUUGCGGAUGGCACCUUGAAGCUUCGUAGCUCCCUCGCCAACGAGAUGGGACAGGUUCUCGAUGUCAUCACCGGCGGUGAUGCCGAAGCGUCGGACAAAGUCCUUGGCCGCGUUCUCCAGGUCCCCGUAACCGUCAUCCAUCGCAGGAAGGUCAUCCUCGGGCCGGCCGAAGUAGGCAUUGCUGGAGAUCGAAGUGGCGCCGUCGAAUUCGGUAAGUCUUUGCUUGGCUUCCGCUUGAGCGUUGGGGUCGAAGCGCUCACGGCCAAAGAAUUCAUCCGAAGAGAUACCCUUCUGGGUACCGAAGCGAGUCUUCGCUUGGGCAAGUUCCUCCUCU
Penicillium brasilianum is the source of this 2930-nucleotide messenger RNA. The record is from the annotation of a GenBank genome assembly. NCBI's taxonomy places the organism in Eukaryota, Fungi, Ascomycota, Eurotiomycetes, Eurotiales, Aspergillaceae.